Molecule: messenger RNA, 600 nt
Organism: Chionomys nivalis (European snow vole)
Lineage: Eukaryota; Metazoa; Chordata; Mammalia; Rodentia; Cricetidae
Product: cerebellar degeneration-related antigen 1-like
Exons: 1
Coding region: 1-600 (199 amino acids)
Source: RefSeq, a predicted model, not a curated record
AUGGAUUUCCAGGAAGACGUGGAUUUUCAGGAAGACGUAGAUUUUCAGGAAGACGUGGAUUUCCAGGAAGACAUGGAUUUCCAGGAAGACGUGGAUUUUCAGGAAGACGUAGAUUUUCAGGAAGACAUGGAUUUCCAGGAAGACCUGGAUUUUUUGGAAGACUUGGAUUUCUGGGAAGACGUGGAUUUCCAGGAAGACGUGGAUUUCCAGGAAGACGUGGAUUUCCAGGAAGACAUGGAUUUCCAGGAAGACGUGGAUUUCCAGGAAGACCUGGAUUUUGGGGGAAGACUUGGAUUUCCAGGAAGACAUGGAUUUCCAGGAAGACGUGGAUUUCCAGGAAGACAUGGAUUUUUAAGAAGACGUAGAUUUUCAGGAAGACGUGGAUUUCCAGGAAGAUGUGGAUUUUCAGGAAGACGUGGAUUUCCUGGGAAGACCUGUAUUUUUUGGGAAGACUUGGAUUUCCGGGAAGACGUGGAUUUCCAGGAAGACGUGGAUUUCCAGGAAGACGUGGAUUUUCAGGAAGACGUGGAUUUCCAGGAAGACCUGGAUUUUUGGAAGACUUGGAUUUCUGGGAAGACAUGGAUUUUUAAGAAGACGUAG